This is a messenger RNA of Triplophysa dalaica, 2769 nucleotides long. It is a transcript of the gene sox18, whose product is annotated as SRY-box transcription factor 18. Gene Ontology annotation, biological process: vasculogenesis; angiogenesis; positive regulation of transcription by RNA polymerase II. The transcript has 2 exons. The record is from RefSeq and is a predicted model, not a curated record. Lineage: Eukaryota; Metazoa; Chordata; Actinopteri; Cypriniformes; Nemacheilidae. Gene Ontology annotation, molecular function: RNA polymerase II cis-regulatory region sequence-specific DNA binding; DNA-binding transcription factor activity, RNA polymerase II-specific. The coding region runs from base 239 to 1636 and encodes 465 amino acids.
GAACCGUCCGCUCGGUCUGGAGAGUAGGAGUUACAAAACACAACCAUCUGUGGGAUUUUAUGCUUCUAAAGCCUAAGCAAAAAGGGUGCAGCAUUUCCUAACGCUUUAAACAACCCUUGAGUUACUGGUCGGCCAGUAUUUGCAAUAACCGCAGAAAGACGCAAAAGCACCCGAAAAGCGCUGGUUUUCCUGCUAUCAAACGAAAACAGCGUGCUUUAACUGUGCUGGUCUUGUUGGAAUGAAUAUAUCUGAGUCUAUUUGUUGUCAAGAGGCCAGUUCUCAGCCCAGCCAGGUUGUGGAGCGUGGAGCAUGGGGUGCCCCAUCCUGCACUCCGGGCCCUGACAGGGGGCAUGGUUUUAACCACAGCCGGACCACAGAGCUGGUGCCGGUGCCCGGCUCUGGAACUCGGACGGGGUCACGAACCGGGAGCAACGGAGGAGCGACAGUGGCCAGGGCAGGAAGCCUGGACUCAACCCGCCCCGGGGCUUUGACCCUGGGCUCUAGCGAGGGAAAAUCAGGGCCGGAUUCACGGAUCAGGAGGCCGAUGAACGCUUUCAUGGUGUGGGCGAAAGAUGAGCGAAAACGACUGGCUGUGCAGAACCCGGACCUGCACAACGCUGUGCUCAGUAAGAUGCUCGGUCAGUCCUGGAAAGCUCUGAACACCCAAGACAAGCGUCCGUUUGUGGAGGAAGCCGAAAGACUCCGGCUGCAGCACCUCCAAGACCACCCGAACUACAAAUACCGCCCUCGACGUAAAAAACAGCCCAAGAAAAUGAAGCGCGUGGAACCAGGGCUGCUCCUUCAAGGCCUGGCCCACGGGGUCCCUGGAGGUCCAGGACCCGGAGAUGCAUAUUCCCCACACCGCCACACCCAUCACCUGCUGCCUCCUCUUGGACAUUUCCGAGAUCUCCACCCCUCGGGAGCUCAAGAGCUGGAGACUUACGGUCUGCCCACGCCAGAGAUGUCCCCGUUAGACGUGUUGGAGGAGGGAGGUGGAGAUUCUGUCUUCUUCCCUCCUCACAUGCAGGACGACGUCGGUUUGACAUCAUGGAUGAAUUACCACCAACAUCCAAACUCCGGUCACCACGGAGGCCAUCACCCUCUCACCGUACCUCAUCACAACUCCCAUAACCUCCAACAUUCCCACCCACAUCUCAACCAGAAAUCUCCACUUGCCUGCCUUCAACUGCAGGAGAAAUGUCUUGUGGUCGAGUCUACAAACUCUAACGCUCUCUAUCCUUCCCAGUCCAACAUGAGCCUACCGGACCCAUCCAAGGCUCCUCAUGCCCCCCGCGCUCCUACACCUGCGAGUUAUUACGGUCAGAUAUAUGGGAGCGGUCAACCCCAGCCUGCCUUCACUUCUCAUCUAGGCCAGCUGUCUCCACCACCCGAGACCCCUGUCACAUCCUCCGUCCCCCAGUUUCAGGCUCCUCAGCCCUCUCUGGAAUCAAUGGACCACCUAGGAACAUCAGCUGAGUUCUGGGGCGAAAUGGACAGGAUUGAGUUUGACCAAUACCUGAAUGCAAGCAGGACUCGAAUGAGCAGAAAUGCUCCAGGUGAGGAGAGCAGCGCUUUGAUAUCGGCCCUGUCCGAUGCAAGCAGCGCAGUCUACUACAGCACGUGCAUCACGGGAUAAAACUGCUUCUGAACUCAUGAGUCUUGACGUCUGGUGCACAUAUGACCUUCUGAGUCUCACAUUCAUUUCCGUUCAGAAGGUGUUUUGAAUCCUUUUUAAGUUAUAGUUCACUCAAGAAUUUUAAUAAUGUCAUCAUUUAUUCACCCUCAUGUCAUUCCAGACCUUCUGCAGAACCCAAAAUAAGAUAUUUUCAUGAAUGUUGGUAACCAAACAACAUUGAUCCCAUUGACCUCCAUUGUAUGGACAUAAAACCACCAAGAGAUUUCUCAAAAUAUCUUCCACAGAAGAAAGUUGACAGAAUUUUUCUUUUUGGGUGAACUAUCCCUUUAAAUAAGGGAGGUUGUUACCAAACUGUUCUGUUCUCAUGGUGUAAUCUGCACAAAAUCACAUUUCACAGCAUCAUUUCUAGGCUCGAUAACCUGUACUUUCUGAGACUGUGGUCAAACUAAAACGAUCAUUUUGCUGACUCCAUCCAGCUACUGUAUUUUUACGGUCUCAGUUCAGGGUACUAGGAUGUGGAAGUCAAGAAUGUGAAUAUUUUUUAUACAUACAGUAUACUGUAUAUCUAUUGCUUUUUAUAUUUGUUUAUUUCUAUUUUUAUAGAAAUUGUAUAUAAUGUUGUAUUGAAAACUGUUUUGCACUGGGUAUGGGACAACCACUCUGAGCUUUUUUUUGUACUGCACUUAAUAUCUUUCAAGUAUACUGUCUCAUGCCAGAGACGUCAGAUCCAUGUAAAAACAAUCUAAAGAAUUUAGAUCAUUUGACAACUAUGAUAUAUUCAGGGGUUUUUUUUCUAUUCCUGUGUAACUGAAUACAUUUGAAUUGGGCAUUUCAUGUGAUAGAAUUUAUUUUGUAAUCUUCAGCUUUUGAGGAACAUGUUGAGUCAGCAAUAACUUUCCCCUUUUGGUAAUAAUUAUCUUCAAAUAAAAAGAGUUUUCCAAAAAAAUGUCUCCGAGCUAUUAAAUCAACACAAAUUGAAAACACACAAUUGUACAUAGCAUUUCACUAAAACACUUUCCCACACCACAGAGCGCAUGUGUUUUUCGAGAGUCUCUUUUUGCUUAAGAACAGCUUUUCUUUUUAUUGACCAAAGAAAUUUGUAUUGCACGUCUUGUAUGAAUAUUUUGCAAAAU